Pediculus humanus corporis (human body louse) is the source of this 795-nucleotide messenger RNA. RefSeq lists its product as uncharacterized. The record is from RefSeq and is a predicted model, not a curated record. The transcript is spliced from 2 exons. Bases 1 to 795 code for a protein of 264 amino acids. NCBI's taxonomy places the organism in Eukaryota, Metazoa, Arthropoda, Insecta, Psocodea, Pediculidae.
AUGCGAAAAGGGUUUGUCGGAUCGACAUUCGUCGGAAGCGUGAGUCCAGAUGGAGGAUACCACAUGUUGCAAGUUAAACGCGAACCGUCAGAAGCGAGUCCUGUGUCUUACAUGUACGGAGGAAACGUUAGCCCAAUGUAUCCGGGAGCUUCACCGGGUCCCCCUUCACCCAAUAGCACUCCUUCACCGGUACCCUAUACGUACUCGAACGUUAAUUUGCUCCGACACAACGCGGGAGGAGGACUCAUAGAACUCAAACCAAAUGAAAACAAUCCUUUCAAAUCGGACCUCGGAUAUUCUUCGCCCGGUGGUGGUGGAGGAGGAGGAGGAGGUGGUGGACCUCUCAAACCUCACGGAUCGGAAAAUUCAACCUUGCCAUACUCUGAUAUUUUCCCAUCGAGAAAUCCACCGAACGCAAGUUCGAAAUCCGCGUCCGCGAACAACAAUAACGGAAAUCCGGAUGUUGGUAACAUGGGAAAAAUUGAAAACAAUUCUAAUAGAUCUCACGUUGCUGGAAAUGCUGGAAACACCAUGUUGGACAUGGAUUCUCAGCAGUACAGCCUUGAAUUAAAUUUAGGUAAUUUAGAUUCGGCCGAAUUGACUAGGAUGGCAAUGAUGACUGAUGCUAACCUAUCGGAAAAUUUAUCUAGUAAUCUAACGUUAGAUGACAAAGUUUCAAAAUCAGCCAUGGAAUGUGAUCAAAAUAACAUGACAGAUAGCUUCACAAGAGUAGCUAAUAAUGUUAUUCAAGAAUUAGUUUCAUUAGGAGAUAUGAAUCAAGGUACUCAACAAUGA